Molecule: messenger RNA, 3852 nt
Organism: Calidris pugnax (ruff)
Lineage: Eukaryota; Metazoa; Chordata; Aves; Charadriiformes; Scolopacidae
Gene: PLA2G4F
Product: phospholipase A2 group IVF
Exons: 20
Coding region: 25-2583 (852 amino acids)
Biological process (GO): glycerophospholipid catabolic process
Cellular component (GO): cytosol
Molecular function (GO): calcium ion binding; calcium-dependent phospholipid binding
Source: RefSeq, a predicted model, not a curated record
CGGAGGCGACGGGACCUUUUUCCCAUGUUCCGUGAGGUGCUGCGGGGCCCGUUUCCAGCCAGAGCGCUGCCGUUCCUGGCAGCCGUGCUUUUCCAAAGGAAGGAGAGGAAAGAGACUGGGUUUUAUCACUGUCGGUGGGAGAAGCACCCUUACUACAACCUAACAGUAAAAGUCCUCCGAGCCAGAAACAUCAAGGGUACAGAUCUGUUGUCAAAGGCAGACUGCUACGUGGAACUAAAGCUGCCCACGGCGUCUCCUGUUGUCUCCCGAACUCAGGUUAUUGACAACUCUGAUAACCCAGAAUGGAAUGAGACUUUCCAGUAUCGAAUCCAUAGUGCUGUCAAGAACAUUCUGGAAUUGACACUCUAUGAUAAGGAUGUCCUCGUCAGCGAUGAGCUCACGUCUGUUGUCUUCGAUGUAGGAGGCAUGAAGCUGGGUCAGCCCCUGCUGCGCACUUUCAAACUGAACCCUGAGGCUAACGAAGAGCUGGAUGUAGAGUUUUACUUGGAGAAAUGCUCAGAUGCCCCUAUAGAGGUGUUGACCAAUGGAGUCCUUGUGGUUCAUCCUUGCUUGUCUCUGCAAGGCACUGUCAACAUAGAGGAAAAAGCAAAAGAGAACCAGCAAGGAAGCUGUGAGGUCAAGCUGUCUGUUCCAGGGGCAUAUCAGAAGCAGUUGUGUAUUCCUUGGAGACCAGAUAAUGAGCAGGAUUAUGGAACCUCCUUUGUCUUUCAUGUGGAUAAAGAAAUGUGUCCAGAAUUGCAAGUGGAGCUGGAGCAAACCAUAUCUGUCCUGCAGGAUGGUAUGAACCAUGAUAUUGAAAAGCAUACUACAGUUCUGGGAUUGGGGACUGUACCAGUUAAUUCCCUUCCUAUUGGGCAAAAAGUUGAUAGGAUCGUUUCUCUAGGAGAGGGACAAAGUUUGGAUAUGAGUUUGAAAACUGAAGAAAGCACUUGGGAUCUUGAUGUACGCCUGGGUUUUGACCUCUGUAAAGAGGAGAGAGAAUUUCUGGACAAAAGGAAGAAAAUAGUUUCUGAGGCACUGAGAAAGACUCUUCACUUAAAACAAUCCCCUCCAAAAGAUGAGGUUCCAGUCGUAGCAGUGCUGGGGUCUGGAGGUGGGAUGAGAGCAUUGACAUCAUUCUACGGGAGCCUUGCUGGGCUUCAGCAGCUGGGCCUUUUGGAUGCUGCAACAUAUCUGUGUGGGAUUUCUGGCUCUACCUGGUGUUUGUCUACACUGUAUCAAGACCCUGACUGGUCACAGAAAGACCUUCAAGACGCAAUCAGAAGAGCUCAGGGUAUGGUGUCCGGCAGCAAAGCAGGGGCAUUUUCCCCUGAACGACUGAAAUACUAUUUCCAGGAGCUGAAUGCAAUGGAGAUGAGUGGACGGAAUGUUUCCUUUACGGAUUUGUGGGGCCUUAUUGUGGAAUAUUUCCUACAACAGAAGGAAGAUCCGUCAAAGCUGUCUGAUCAGCAAGAAGCAGUGAAAUGGGCCCAGAACCCCUAUCCUAUCUAUGCAGCUGUCAAUGUGAGACCCAACAUUAGCAGUGGUGACUUUGCAGAAUGGUGCGAAUUUACUCCCUAUGAAGUUGGGUUUCGCAAAUACGGAGCUUUUAUCCGAACAGAGGACUUUGACAGUGAGUUCUUCAUGGGACGCCUCGUCCAGAAACGUCCCGAGCCUAGGAUUUGUUUUCUACAAGGAAUGUGGGGCAGUGCCUUUGCUGCAAGCUUGGAUGAUAUCUGUCUGAAGGUUGUUGGUCUAGGAUUGAGCUUUCUAGACUCUUUCAAAGAUGUUAUCAAAGUUGUAGAUGACUGCCGAAGAUCCCAUUUGCGAGAUCCAACUCGACUGAAGACUCGCUUGGUUAUACCUGGAGGCCCCUUGUUACAAAUUUUCCAGGAUUUCUUCAAGUCCCGUGUCACAUGUGGAGAAACCUUCAACUUCAUGCAGGGGUUGUAUCUUCAUAAAGAUUACGUUAAUGUCAAGAAAUUUGUGGCUUGGGGAGGCACUCACCUGGAUGCGUUUCCCAACCAGCUGACCCCCAUGGAAGAGAGCUUGUACUUAGUGGAUGGUGGCUUUUCUAUCAACUCUCCCUUUCCUUUGGUACUUCAGCCAGAGAGAGAUGUGGAUGUUAUCUUGUCAUUCAAUUUUUCCUGGGAAGCUCCGUUUGAGGUUUUAGAGCUGACUCAGAAAUACUGUGAGGAGCGGGAAAUUCCUUUUCCAAAAAUCAAAUUGAGUGAGGAAGAUGAAAGGAAGCCAAAGGAGUGUUACAUGUUUGUGGAUGAUAAUAAUCCAAAGGCUCCAAUUGUGCUCCAUUUUCCGUUGGUGAAUGAUACCUUCCAGAAAUACAAAGCUCCAGGAGUUGAACGUGAGUCAGAAGAAGAGAAAUCCUUUGGUGACUUUGUCAUUGAGGCAAAAGAUUCUCCCUACCGUACGCUGAAUUUCACCUUUGAGCCAUAUGAUUUCAGCAGGUUGGUGGAAGUGAAUCGCUACAAUGUUCUGAACAGCAAGGACACUCUCUUCAAAACACUGAACUUGGCUCUGCAAAGAAGAAAGUUGAAGAAAGUAAUUGAUACGUCCAAUACAUGAGCAGCUUCUGUAGCUAAGGAUACAGACAGGCUGCUGUGUAUGAAAACCACAUUGUUCAAGACAGAAUAAUGAAAACUAAUAGCUGAAAACUGUCUUCUUGGGAAGGGAGUAGCACACGUGACACUGAAAAGUCAUUCCAGAUGACAGAUGCUCUUACGAAAGCCCAAGGGAUGUACAGUACAACAUGGAUGUUGCUUUGUCACGUGGGGAGGAGUAGGGAAUUAUCCAGCCCAGUAUCUCAUGUUACAGUGGCUGAUACCAGAUGGGAGAUCUGGUAUCUAGGGAGAUCUAUUCAAACAGUUCAAGCAUGUGGAGGUAAUCUUCCAAACUCUACUAAUUUGUUGAUGAAGAACCUCUUUUUGUCAGAAGUGCAGGAGUGUUUCUUCUAUACCUUUGUCUUUCUUGCUUUUUGAACCUCCCUCCGUAAGCUUCUACAAUUUACAUCGUGUGGCAAGGGACUCCACAGAUUGUAACUAUGCACUGAAAGACGAAAUGUGUCCUUUUGCUUUCAACUUGCUACUGGCUGAUGCCAAUGUACUUCCAAGACUGAACAGUCAUUAUCUGUUUUCCAUUUUUGCCAUUCAUAGUCUCAGAGAUCUCUCUGUUAUUUCCUUCCUACCCUUCUUAAGACCUAUAAUGGCCUUUAGUCUCCCGAAAGGUCAAUAUAGAGUACCUUAGUUUGGUAACCAUUUGUUUUUGAGGAAAUAGUAGUUCCCUUUUAAAAUAUUUAAUAAUUAAAGACACGUCAUGGGAUUGUGUUACUUCUUCCUACAGUCCGAUCAUCACAAGCUGAUGAAACUUUAAAAAUGCUUCAAGUCUCAUCUUUCUCUUUCUAUGUAAGAGAAAGGAAGGCUCCUUUAAAGAGAAUACUUAGAUAUUUUUAGAGAUUUUUACGCUUGGGCCUGCAAUUCAGCCAGAUCUUUAUUCAAGGAAGUUCUUUGUGUGUCUAUAUAUUUUUACAAACACUGAUAUUCAAGGUAGGCACACGUUAGAAAUGUGAAUGAAUAAAACACAAUGUUAGGUGCUGCUAUGCUGUGGGAUGGAAUUCACCUCAAUUUGCAGAAUGCUCAGAGAAAAAUACUGUAUUAUACAACUGAAAAUAUCUAAUGCGAAAAGGCUUUUACAUUGAGCUGAAUGUACUGAUUCUAUAUUUGAAAACUGGCGACGGGAAAUUUGUCUUAUCUGAAAUGAUGUAAAGGAUUAUAAAUGAGUAUGAUUUGGUAUAUUUUUUAAACGUAUUUCUCUUCUAAUAAAUACUAGUUUUGCUAA